UCGGUAGGCAGGGCCGUGGUUGCUUUUUCUCCUGUGCCCGCACCGUGCCAGGGAUACGAGUAGGGGCGGCAUUUGGGCCCUGAGCAAGACAGUCAGACUUCACCUAGAGGGGUCCAAGGAUGUUUUGCAGCAACGGGCUAUGAGGAGCCAGGGGAUGAUUAGGUUGGAAAUUGGGAAGAAUUUAUUCACAGGGUGAUGAGACAAUGAAAUGGACAGCCCAUGGAGGUGGUGGAGUCACCAUCCCUGCAGGUGUGUAAGGAAAGAUUGGACGUGGCAUUCAGUGCCAUGGCCUAGUUGGCAAGGUGGUGUUCGGUCAUAGGUUGGACUGGAUGAUCUCAGAGGUCUUUUCCAACUUAAUUGAUUAUGUGAAGUUUUAAUGAAGGAUUUGGAGAAAAAACACAGUUAGUGGUAUUAUGGAUCAGUUAUCGUGUUCACUGGCCCACCGGUUUUGUGGGAGCAACUGCUGGCAGAUUUGCAGGCUGAUCCCCACCAAGUUUCUUGGGCCAGUGACCAAGAUGGGGAUUAUGACAGUGAUGCUCAGCUCCUCGUGCCGUGAGUCCAACCCCGAACCUCGGCCAGACAAGGUGUCGCUGCUGCUGGCUUCAGCUGCUUCCUGACAAGUACAUACUGGGCUGCUGCUCCCUGCUGCUGGUAUUAUCCUUCUGAUUUAUAUCAAAAGUGUCUAUAAUUCCACUCUACAGAAGUGGCUGACCUUGAAAAAUGCAGCAAUAUUAUGGGAAUUUUAAUGUAUUUUUUUUGUUGGUUGCUAUGCAGCAUUGAUGUCUUGAGGUAAGACAUGCUGGCAUAAAUAUAGAAGGGAAUUAGAGACUUCGCAUUUUUCAGUGUAGUACAUUUAAUAGUUAAAUAAAUAAACCCACUCUUCAUUUCCAGUGUAUUUCUCAUAAUUUCAACUAGUACAUCAGGUGUCUUGAUCAAGACUGAAAUUACAUCUAAUUAUUCAUAUUAUAGCAGAAAGAAUUUUAGCAGACACUAAUAAUAUCUUACAAAUACUUUUUGAUUAUAUCACGCUAUCUCUGUAGAGGGGUCAGGAACAUAUGUUCUCUUCUACAUACAAAGGAUUUGUUUUUGAAGGAAAAAAGUUAUAUAAAUUUUCAGUGGAAAACCUGUAAAAGAACAAUAAAGUGGUAUCUAAUCUAAGUAUGGCCCUGGCAAUGGAAUGACAAAUAGAAAUAGUAUAGAACUGAUGCUUAACUUAAAAAAUGAACAUUAAAGCAAUAAAAUGUCGGUGUUCAUCUGAAAAAUGACGAAAAGCUCACUGAAAUCCAUAAAGCAUGUUUUUAUUAUUUACAUGUUCCAUUUUAAUAUGAAUUUGUCAGCACAGUUAUCCAUAAAAUGGCAUUGGAGACUGAACAUUUACUUUUGCUCGUAGUGUGCUAGAAUUGAAGUCCUUGCUAGCUCUAUAUAAGAAUAAUCUUGAAAGCUAUUUUAUCAAGGAAAUGUGUUCAAGAGAAAGAAUUACUUGUUCCUCUCCAAAAUGAUUCAUAUUUUCUUUCUAAAGUAUUAAGUGAACAAAUAUACUUUGGAUAGAUACGUCUUAAGUACGUUUUUACUUGUUUAUUUAGACUCCUAAAUUUUAGCCAGUCUGUUUUGUUGGACUUUUGUGCCAGUGCAAAAGCUCACUGAAAGGAUCCACCUUAGGAAAGCUUCAUUUAGGUUGAGGUUGUCCAGUUUUCAGACAACCUGGACAUCUGCAAGAGGAUACAAGCAAUAUUUUUGAGGACUGUAAAAAACCUGGCACUUAAAAGCCAAUGUUAAACCUGCACUUCACAACAUGUUCUUCUUUUUGGUAGGUUUAAAAAAUAAUUCUAUUAAUUCUAACUGAACAAGAAAUUCACAAGGAAGAUACAAAAUAGUGGAGGAAUAUCUAAAGUCUAAUACCAAGCACGAACAUGACAGGUAACAUCGUUGUGGGAAAACAGGGAAAGAAUUGUCUGUCUUUUGCAGUUAUGAUAGAACAUGUAAAACUCUGAUUUAUAUUUUUUUUUUCAGAAAAUAAACUCCUAGUUAUUUUGUCUAUGGUGGAAAGAUGGCAACACUAGAGGCUUACAGCCUUAGAGGAAAUGUAGAACAGUUCCCAGUUUUUUACUUCUGAAAGCGUUAUGGUGUAUAAGCCAAUUUCAGUGUACUGGGAAUUCUGUGUUGGGAGGACAUUGUUAUGAAUGCUUCUUUUGUGCAGAGAUUGAGUAGAGGGAGCAGAGCAGAUGUCUGAUACAAUCCCAGUGGUGUUCAGAAAGAGAGAGAGCACGCACACACUUCAUGAACUGUUCCCUGUGUAAGUCAAUAUGGUUAAUGUACGUUGAAGAAACCAGCUUCCACUUUGAAGGUAUCACAGCCUUCCUGAAAUUCUUUGGCUGGUUUGGCUGGAGAAGACUGAGGAGAGACAUCGUUGCAGUUUACAACUUCCUCAUGAGGGGAAGAGGAGGGGCAGGCACUGAUCUCUGCUCUGUGGUGACCAGUGACAGGACCCGAGGGAAUGGCCUGAAGUUGUGUCAGGGGAGGUUUACGUUGGAUAUUAGAAAAAGGUUCUUCACCCAGAGGGUGGUUGGGCACUGGAACAGGCUUCCCAGGGAAGUGGUCACAGCACCAAGCCUGACAAGAGUUCAAGAAGCAUUUGGACAAUGCUCUUGGGCACAUGGUGUGACUUUUGGGGAUGGUUCUGUGCAAGGCUAAGGGCUGGACUUGAUGAUCUUCGUGAGUCCCUUCCAACUCAGCGUGUUCUGUGAUUCUGUGAAAUAUGGAUAUGAACAUUUGCAUCCAUCCAGAUGAACAGUUUAGGAGGCUAAGCUAUAUUGGAUAAAAGUAGUUAAUUAGUAAACAAUGAAGGUUUCUUAAAUGAGGAAGAAUGUUUCUAGCAUCCUCUUGCUGUGGGAAAAUAGUGAAAUAUUGUUCAUAUUGUCUAUCGGAUUUAACAAUAAUAAUUAUUUUUUGUUUUAAAAUCUGUUAACAUGAAUGUUAGGAAAUUAAGCAAUUAUUUCAUAAAGCGCAAAAAAAAUUUUUUCCCACCAUGAAGUCUUGGUUGGGUACUGAGUCAGGUGAUGUAACAGGAAUGGUAUUAUCAUUUUUUAUUUGUCCCAGCUUAAAUUUUGCUCUUCAUGGUAGAGGCAUGUUGGGAAAAUGUCAGAUGUAUUUUUAACAAGCUUGAGUUUGUGCAGAUGAUAAGCUGUACUCUUUAGUUUGCAGGAGACUGUUAAUUUAUAAUCACAAAAAUUAUUAUAUGAUUUUUGAAAUAUUAUGUGCAGCCCCACAAAAAGCCUGAAUCCUGUGAUAAACUACACUGUAGCAGGUCACCUUAAUUAGUGCAAAAUACAUCUGUCACAAUCUGUGUCUUUACCAUAGCUACGUAACAUUAAUUCAUGCCUGAGUCAUCUGUUUUAAUUUCAUUCAACACUCUUCUGGUGUGUAUUUGUCACUUGUGGCCGUAAUGGAAGUUCACGUUUUGAAAAUGUACCCUGUGUGUCAAAAGCCUGACUUUUGACCUGCUUGAAGCCCCAGUUAGUACCUCAUACUGCCAAGCACUGGAAAGAGGCUGAGAGAAAAGGGAUUUCUCUGCCAGCUGUGAUAAGUCUUUGUCAUGAAAAUUUGGAAAACCAGAUAACCCAGUGGAACAUUUCUGUGACCUUGUACCCAAACUAGGAAAUGGGAUGUAGAAUAAAGUUAGUGGAUAAUGAAAAAUAAUCUGGUUGUAAAUUAGAGAAACCAAGCGUUUCUGUAUGUGAAAUGCUGCAAAUUUUAAAGCAAAUAGAAGUACACAUUAUUUAUACAUAAUUUUCAAUGAAACUGUUGAUAAAAAAUCUCUCAGAACUAUAUUAACAUUUUAUUAUUGCCAUAUUGAGUCAGAAUGUAUUGGAAUGAAUUGUGAGUCUGUAUAGCUGUCCUAUAGUGGAAGAGAUUAGCCAAUAACUCCACUCAAUACUUGUAAUCUGUAACUUGUUAAAAGUAAAUUUAGUAAUUUUUAACUCCUUAAAAGUAUUUUAUUAAGAAGAUCAACCAUAUCAAUAGAAAUAAAGAUAUCAGUGGAAUAAUGCAUUACUUUUAACAUUUUCAGGGUUUCAACUAGUUUACUUAAUUCAGUAGAAGAAUUUACAGCUAGGAUAUAGGAAAAGCUAAAUCAUCUUCUAGUGAGAAUCAAUUUAAUUCUGAACUAAAUUAUUAAUAGAAGCCAUUAGCAAGGUAACGUCUCUGCUGGGAUGUGUGCAUCCACUCUAACAUCAGCUAGAACUCAAGAGUAGCUGUAGCUGUUCAAUUUGUAAAGAAUUUUCUCAUCUAGUAAUUUCUGUUGUGGAACAAGUGAGGGUGUUAUUCCUCUAGUGUAGCUGUAAUAUUCUGAGCCUUUUCCUGAGCUCUGGCUGAUGUCAAACGAAGCCAGUGGCUAAGCAGUCUGGUAAGGACAACAGCUUUUCCUAUCUCAUUAAAUCCAUGCAUGUUUGUUUGAUCUUAUUAGAAAAAUGUGCUGACAGCUCUAGUUUGGAACUGAUCCCUGAGGCUUGAGAAUUUCAUUAUGCACUCUAUUGAUUGUUUUAUCUUUUCAUUUCCCUUUUUUUUUUUUUUUAAGAAAAUAAGAAUUCUAUUUUAAUUAAAAAUGGGGGUUCUGGGAAAAGCAACUCCAAAUCCGGAUUAAAAAUUUGUCUUGUAGAAGAGGCUACUGUGUACAUCUUCACAUGAAUGUGAUGCACUCUUGCCAUUUCUCCCCUGCAAACUCGCUGUUUUAGGAAGAAAGCGUGGGAGAGUGACUUCAGUGAGAGAAACAGGGGACAGAGACAGUAUAGCUCCAGAUUAGUUAAGAGCGCUGUAGUUGAAGCAGUCACUGAUGUAAAAGAUACAGAACAAAGCUAUUUCUCCUUAAUAGUGCUGUGCACUCCGCUGCCUCUGGAUCUGUGACCGAGAGAUGACUCUCUUGGUCAGUGAGGUGUCAGUGGCCAUGGACAGCUGGCAAUUAUGCUGUUGUGUUGCUUCAGUUCUUACUGUAUUAACUGAGCUUUAUUCAUGUGGCUAUUCUUUGAAGAUGAUUUUCGGUCUAGUUCAGAAUUUUUAGGGGUGGGAGGCAGUCCUGCUGAGAGGCAGGAAGAGCUCUGAUUUUUGCCAAGAUGAAAUAAAAGCCCCAGUAAAUGGAUUCUUGGUGACAUCUUUGAAAUCUACUCUCCCACUGCAGAUAGGAUGAAGGAAUGUUUUUGGGUCUGGAAGCUGGCUGUGAGAAUUCUCUGAUUUCUGCGUAGACUCUUGAAUUUAAAAUAGCAUUGAUAAUUUUUACUGUUUAUAUGGAAUUUAGGUUGCCCAAAGUAAGCCUGUGUCUCCAGGACUGUCCCAUGCAUCAUCUCUGCUAUAGCAUUACCACAUUUUUUCAGAAAACUUAUUAUGCCAUUAGGAGUACUUGACUUCUGAUCCUUGUAUUGGCUGUGGUUUGGAUUUUCUUCUGAGUUUGGGAUGACGGAGAACCGGUGUUCACCCUUCCAAGAUAUUCAUACCCAUUUACUUGGAUGCAUUCUGAGUUUGACUUGGUUUUUCAGGGUUGUCCAUGCUAAGACAAAAUAGACUAUGGCUUUGCACCAGAUGAGGUGUAUAGCAAAGACAAGGCAUUUACCCCAAAUGGUUUUGUAGAGGCCAGUGUUUUUCACAGGGACUGACUUUGCAGUUAGCAGCAAGUGUCUUAGGCUGGGCUUUUUUUUGUUUGUUUUUUUUCUGUUUUCUCCUACUUAGUCAUUAUACUGUUUAAAAAUGUUCUGAUUCAACUUGGCACUAUUACACAAUGGCCAUAUUUUAAACCUGAGGUAGCCCAAUCUUUUUUUGUCUUUUUGGGAGCAAACUGACUUACAAGAUUUUUAUUGAUUGUCUUCAUUUAUUCUUGUGCAAACAAGUGACUCAUUAUACUGUGCAGUCAGAGUUAAAACUCUUAAUGAAAAUGCUUCAUCAGCAUGUCAUUACAGAGUCUUAUUGUAAACACGAGCCAAUCUCUAGCUUGUAACCUUCAAUAUACUCUUGGAUUUCAAACAGAUGUUCUUAUGCAUAUUUGGAAAGCCACAGUGGUCAGGUGAAGUCCCCAGUGACAGGGAAAAGGGGAAAAACAUCACUCGCAUUUUUAAAAAGGGGGAGAAAGAAAGAUCCAGGGAACUACAGACCAGUGAACCUCACCUUUGUGCAUGUGAAGAUCCUCCCAGAAGAUAUGCCAAGGGACAUAAAAGACAAGGAGGCAAUUUGAGGUAGCCAGCACGGUUUUACUGAGGGCAAGUCAUACCUGACCAGUCUGGUGGCUUCCUGUGAUGGAGUGAUGGCAACAGUCUUUACUCAGAGGGUGGUGAGGCACUGGAACAAGUUGCCCAGAGAAGUAGUGGAUACCCCAUCCCUGGGAGUGUCCAAGGCCAGGAUAGGGCUCUGAGCAACCUGGUCUAGUAAAUAGCAUCCCUGCCUAUGACAGGGGGCUUGGAACUAGAUGACCUUUAGGUCCCUUCCAAGCCAAACCAUUCUCUGAUUAUGUGAUUUUAUGCACUACUUAAGUGAAAUGUCUUGUGUAGUUGUGGUAGGGGUGAGAAAGUUUCUGUUGUACUGCACAAAAUUGUGACACAUUUAUUCUUUCCCUACCUUAACAAAGGUGCAUGAUUCAUUUAAUAACUUAAGAAAGAAAAUAGUUUUGCUUGGAUUUCUUGUCCCUUGGAACUAGGAAGACAGCAGAACAGUGCUGACUGAGUACAAUUCAGUUAAUUUUAUAAAUAUUUGUUCAGCAGCAUUUGUCAAAUUGCAGUAAAUCAGAUAGAAAAGCAGUCAAACUCUAAAAAGUCAAAUGAAAGAGCAAUGUAAAGGACAAUGGUUGGAUAAGGGGUGCAUCCUUUCCCUCCUGUCUGUAUCCCAGCAGCUAUGGACUCUACAGGUUUUUUUUGCCAAAAUUAGACAAAUAGGUACCGUAAAAAUGUGAAGUCUCCUGAAGGUCAUAGGGAAAUUAUUUGGGUUUUGUUUGUUUUUUUUUUUCACAGGCUGGAGUUUCUCAUUAUGCACAUUUCACAAGAUUCCAUGGGUUUUCUAUGCUACAGCUCCCUCAAGUGGAGUUUUCAUCAUGGAAACAAUGAUCCUGCGAGAACCCUGCUUAUGAGCUCUUUUGGACGUGUGCAGCUAGCCUUGCCUCUGUCAGGCAGAAGACUUUUUCUAGAGUAGAAUCAGGAGGUUUAAAAAUGUCUGAUCAGAAAAAUAUUGUACACAGAACCCGUUGUAUUGAAAAACUGCUGUCUGAGAACAAUUUGCAAGAUAUUGAGGAUCAUCUUAAAGAACUUGAAGAUGUUGAUAUGACUGUAGAAUAUCUUCAGGGGACAGAAGUUGCCAAGGCUGUAUACAGAGUACUCAAGAGCUGCCCUUCAGGAGGGUUGAAAAAGAAAGCGAAGCAGUUAUUAUCAAGGUGGAAAGCACUUUACAAGAAUAACUGUGUUCAGUCAAUGCAAGUUAAAAAGUCCAUUUCUGUGUAUGUGAAAGAGGAAAUUGAGCAUUGCAGUGUGGCUCCUAGAGAGCAGUUGCUGUCAGAAGGACCAUGUCAGCAGGAGGCAUUAGGUGGUACUAGUUCCACCAUUUUGGUCCCAUCACAAACUGUUAAAAAUCUGAUAUGUAACAAUGCAGAAGGCAGUAUGAAUCAGCUUUCUUCUGUUGAGGAGCAACACACUGUUAAUGAAGAUUCUAAAUCUGUUGAUAAUGAAGCGAGUCUGCAGCAGGACCCGAUGAGAGCUCUUAGGUGCAAAUCUAUUGAUCUUCUAUGUAAAGCUUUGAUUGGUUCUGCCAAAGAUGAAGAAGAAACUGUUAAAUGGUUAGAGUUAUCCAAAGAAAUUGAAAACCGUAUUUUUGCUCUUCAUGCUAAAAAUGACAAAAAAUAUAAAAAUUGCAUCAGAAGUAAAAUCUCUAACCUGAAGAAUCCUAAAAAUUGCCACUUGAAACAUAACCUUUUUACAGGGACUUUGAGCCCAAAGGCUUUUGCUGAGAUGACAGUGAUGGAAAUGGCCAGUGAUGAACUGAAACAGCUCAGGGCUCUGUACACCAAAUCGUCUGUUCAGGAACAUCAGCUUCCACAAGUUAUUAAUGGCACACAGACAAACAAAAUAAAGUGUAGGCGCUGUGAAAAAUUUGAUUGCACCGUCACUAUGAUUGCCAGAGGAACUCUCUUUCUUCCCGGUUGGGUGCAAAACACAAAUCCCGAUGAACAAAUGUUGACUUACGUUAUUUGUAAUGAAUGUGGAGAGCAGUGGUAUCACAGCAGAUGGAUUUGUUUGUAACACUAUCCCUCCCUAAUAAAUGGUUUGGAAACAUCGAUAUGAGAAGGUGCCUCUGUUGAAACUUAUAACUUUAAAUUCUAUAUUGAUACUAUGUAGAUGCUGUCACUACAAAGUACAAAAUCAGUUUUAAAAAAUUGCUAAUGUAUUUUUGAAGAUGGCUUCAAUAAAUCUAUGUGUUUUUAAGUAAUGUAAAUAUGUAAGAAAAUAAAAGAAUAAAGGAAAAAAUUGUGACA
Molecule: messenger RNA, 8494 nt
Organism: Myiozetetes cayanensis
Lineage: Eukaryota; Metazoa; Chordata; Aves; Passeriformes; Tyrannidae
Gene: TCEANC
Product: transcription elongation factor A N-terminal and central domain containing
Exons: 3
Coding region: 7179-8261 (360 amino acids)
Biological process (GO): DNA-templated transcription
Cellular component (GO): nucleus
Source: RefSeq, a predicted model, not a curated record